This is a messenger RNA of Dictyostelium purpureum, 516 nucleotides long. RefSeq lists its product as uncharacterized. The transcript has a single exon. Bases 1 to 516 code for a protein of 171 amino acids. Lineage: Eukaryota; Evosea; Eumycetozoa; Dictyosteliales; Dictyosteliaceae. The record is from RefSeq and is a predicted model, not a curated record.
AUGAAAACAAAUAUACUAUUACUUAUAAUAUUUCUUAUUUUAUUAAAUUAUAUUGGCCAAUCGUACAAACUCGAGAGAUUAAAUGAAAAUGAAGAAUGGGAAUUAAUUGAAGAAGAUAUAUUCAGAGAAGAAGAUGAAGAUAAUAGUGAUGAUAAUAUACUAUAUUACAAACCAAUUAAAGUGGAAAGAAGAGAGAACCUAUAUAUGAGGGUUAAUAGAGACUAUUUGGGUAACACCACAACAAACCUAGAGCCAAUUUCUGUAAAGAUAGAAAUUCGUUCCAAAGAUAUACAAGAGACCUUCAUGUUGUAUGGAUUAAAUAACGAUACUGCUAUAAAAAAAAUGGAACCCAAGGACAAUAAAUCUCUAACAACACCAAUCAGGGUAGAGUCUUGUUUUAAUGAAGAAAAACCAAUUUACCUUUCAUUAUCCAUGUUCAAUUACUUGUGGGGUGGGGAUUUAAUCUUCAAUAUUGAAGAAAAUGAAAUUGACAAGUGUGAAUCUAAAAAUAUCUAA